GUUAAACUGUAUUUGUUCCAUAUGGCUGUGUCUGUGUUUGUGUGUGUGAGCAUGUGACUGCAGCCUGCAGCUAGUGAGUCCAUAUGCUUUUUUAGAUUAUCUGCAUAGCCAUAUGCUCCUGUAUCAUUUAGUGUUCAGAAAAUGGCCAAUAAUCAGACACUUUACAUCUGACCAAGGGUUUUAAAGACACAUUCCCAUAACUAGAUAUAAUAUAAACGCUAUCAAAUGUGACAUCAUGACACCAGACAUACACCUGUACAUUUCAGAAGGCAAGAUCUCAUUUUUAAACUGAUAUCAGUCGAUGAUAAUUACUAUUAAUUGACCCUGAUUUGUUUUGUAAUUAUUUCAUACAUACUCAAAAUUAUAACUAUUAUUUAUCCAUCUUGAAGUAUUUCCUACAAAUCUCUGAGCAUCACUGUUGUACUGUGUGGAUCAGGUCUCAAAAAUAGCACCUUUGUGUAAAUUGUGUUAGGUGGCAUAGUAGGUGGAUCUAUGUAAAUGAGGUCUGGUGUUUUAUGAGGUGACCAGAAGUCUCAGUCCCAGCAGUCUGCAGGAAUCUCAGCAUCACCACCACAACUGGAGCAGAUAGUGUCCUUUUUAGACACUGAGAUUUUUUUUUAGUAUUGACUAAGACCAACAUGGACAGAUGUGAAACUAGCUAGCAUCACACUUUUAUUUACGUAACACAAGGCAUAUGUCAAUUUUUAGGUCUAUGCUCAAUUUUUGGUGAAGUUUUUUAGCUACUGUUUUGGUGGAAAAGAGGGACUUUCCUCUAGUUUCUUCGUUUUUCCCUAGCAUUGAUAAUAUACAAACAUCAUGUUAUUGGAGAUAAAUUUGCAAGGUUUUCUCCUUUUUUGGAGUUCUUUUCUGACUGUGGCAGCAUUUCAACCUGCGCCAAACCGAUACAGCCUCUAUUCUGGACCCCAUCCACAGUACAACUCAGCAAAACCAACAGCCAGGCAUAAGAACCACUGUGCAGAUGUUGUGGAGAAGACUGUCUCGUUCACUAUUCAGGAUGGAGCGACUCCCUUCAUGAAGCCAGAGUACAAUAAGUGUGCUUGGGGUCAGAAAUGCCCAACUAUAAAGUAUCGCAUGUACUACAAACCCAUGUAUAAAGUUGCAUAUAAGACUAUGACACAGCUGGAGUGGAAAUGCUGUCCUGGAUAUGCAGGUGUUGGUUGUACUGCGAUAUAUGGAAUGAAAGCAAGGCCCCUAUUCAAAGGACCACUGCCUGCACAGAAGGGCCCUAUGUCUCGUUUUAAAGGGCCCAUGCCAAUGCAGAAGGGUCCUAUGCCAACUUUUAACAGGCCAAUGCCAAUGCAGAAGGGUCCUGUGCCUCCUUUUAAAGGGCCCAUGCCUGCACAGAAGAGUCCUAUGCCUUCUUUUAAAGGGCCCAUGCCUGCACAGAAGGGUCCUAUGCCUUCUUUUAAAGGGCCCAUGCCUGCACAGAAGGGUCCUAUGCCUUCUUUUAAAGGGCCCAUGCCUGCACAGAAGGGUCCCAUGCCUCCUUUUGAAGGGCAUAUGCCUGCACAGAAGGGUCCCUGGCCUAUGCAGAAGGGUCCGAUGCCUUCAUUUAAAGGUCCUAAUCCCUCUCAAGAGGGUCUAGUGCCUUCAUUUAAAGGGCAAUUUCCCCAUCCCAGCUUCAACGGAAACCCCUGGAAUCAACCUCAAACACCACCCAAUGGCAUGAAUGAAUACUCCAGCCCUAAUACUGGUCCCUCUUCCCGAUAUACCUCAGCUGAACCUUCUCCAGACCACCAGGAACCUGAAAUAGAUUAUCCUGAACCGAUGCCAGAGCCUCAAGAUCUUGGCCAUGAUUUAAUCCCAGAAGAGAAUGAGCCAAUCACAGACUACCAGAAUCCACAGCCAGAUCACUAUAGUUCUAUACCAGAACAUAGUGAGACAGAGCCUGUUCCUAAUGCACAGGCGCCCUCUGGUGGAAGUGAAACAAACCAAGAUCAUGAUGACAACAGUAUUGAAGAUGAGCGGUUGGAUAGGAUAGAAGAGGAUGUGCAGAGACUCUCUCUUGGUCUAGAGACUCUCCGUGGUACUGUGACAGGCCUGGAGGACAGCUUGCGUGCUUCCCUCCGUGAAGAUGCCAACCGAAUGUUGACUGCUCUUAUUUCUGCAGGACCCAGUCCUAUCGCUGCUCCUUCCCUGUCCAGGGACACCUCUGUGGGUUUCGGAGAUUUGCCUGGAGGUGCACCAGAUAUUGAGGGUUCAGAUGUGGUGGGUCAGUUCCCAAACUUGGUCGAUUUGGCUGAAAAGGUUUCAGAGCUACAAGCAGAGCUUGUGUCAAAGGCAUCUGAGAUUGAAGAGUUGAGAGGAGCAGUCGUGGGUCACAACAACACCCUUCAAAGACUGUCAAAUGGGUCAGUGAACCUCACACAAACUCACUUUCAAAAGGCCCUGGAGGCAAUGGUAGAGUCCAAAAUGAGUGAAUCUCGGGUGACCGUCUUAGAUGGCUUUGAAAAGCGUGUGGAGAGUGCUGAGGAGCGAUGCGAGAGUCGUAUGGCAGAAGUGCGCCUUCAGUGUAAAGAGGAACGUUUGGAUGGACAAGAGCAAAUUGAGCAAGUCCUAGACAUAAGGGCCAUAGGAUUACAGGCAGAACUCCAAAAACUGCAGGCUCAGCUUCAAGACCUGGAGCCUGAAGAGGGUUGCUGCAUUGCCAUAUCAGGUCUAACUGAAAGGCUUAUUCAUGUGGAGCAGUCAGUGGGUGGCUUGAAUGAGUCCCAAAUUCAUUUACGUGCCGAACUUGGUGGACACAAGGACCAUAUAGAGGGCAUGUUGGAAGGCCGAUUGGCCUAUGUGGAAUCCAAGAUGAACAUUGCAUUAAAUCAAGAGGAACCAAACAAAAGAGGGCCUAGCAAACUGGAGGUACAAUUGGAGGGGAAGCUUAAGGCUCUUGAAAGUCGUCUUUUGGCUGCAGUGGAGGAGCUAGGUAAUGUCACAACACCAACUUUACUAGAGGGUCAGGCUGUGCCCACACAGGAGACAGAAGUAGAAUCGCUCAGAAGAAGAGUUGAGGAUGAUUUGGACCGCUUACAGAAACAACUCAAAUCCAUAGAGGUCAUGUGCACUUCAUCUUGUGUUCCACAGCCUGUUCUUACAGGAUAUGUCGCUCCUUUGGGAACUGAGGAUGAGGGAAGUGAGGAAAACCACACGGAAAUGAAUGGGAAACUUGAUUUACAAGUAGAGAGAUUGAACAACCUCAAUGCCACUCUACAUAACCUUCUUGUCCAGUUGGCAGAGAAACAAGUGGAGGCAGGUCUUCAGGGUGAGGUGACCCUGCUGAAAGUUAGCGUGAACUCCGUUAACAGGUCUCUGUGUGGCUUGCAAGAGUCUCUCGGCUCUGUGAUCAGAGAGGUCGGCCAAACCAACCUCACCUGGCAAGAAAGAGAAGAAAGGCUUGCGCAGCAGGUGAAGGGUGUGGUUCAGCUGGUGGGGCGACAGGCAUCUAUGUUGGGUACUGGGGAGCGAAAGUUGACCCGUCUGAAAGGGGAACUCCAGGAUCUGAGGCGCAGAGUGGCCGGAGAGCUCCAGGGUUGCCGUUCCACUGCUAUGGGUGUCCAGAAAGAGGUGACUGAAGUCGGGGGUCGUGUUGCUCGCGUGGAGGGUCAGUGUGGAGGCCUGGCACACCUGGCUGACGACCUGGAAAGAAUCCGAGGAGAGCUGGAGAGACACUCUGAUGGGUAUCUGUCUCAUGUAAAUAGCACCCUUGUUAACCAUUCUCACCAGCUGUCUGAGCUCAGAGAUAGCAUCCAAAACUGCACUGGACCAUCUGGAUCUACUAGAGUAGCUGGGGACAAUUUAACUGCAACACAAGAAAUGGCAGAACAACACACAACAGAACCGGCUCAUCCCAGAGGAGACCAGUUUGCAGUCCCCACACUGUACAGAGGUAACUAAUAAUUCAAGUGCACUUUAUAAUGUGCAUACAGUUUUUCCUCACAGAUACUAUUAUAUAGUAUCUUCCUCAGGAGACUCUUUUCUUUCCAACAUCUAUGGUUUGAUCAGUAUUGAAAAUCAGUCUUCCCAGUCUGUGGUGCUGCUGUUUUGUAUGUUUUUUUUAUUUUUUUUAAAUCAUUAGUCUUUUAUUAUUAUUAUUUUUUGUCUUUUAUUCAUUUUUACUAAGCAAUUUUAUGGUUAAGUGUAUUAAAUGUCUUACUUUGAUAUUGUGAAUAUUUUUUUUAUUGUAGGGUUUUUGAAUUAGAGAGGCAUAUAGGUAAAUUUCAAUUUUGGGAACACAACCUUUUGAACUCUUUUUUUGUGUUUAUACCUUAAUAUAUAUGGUUUUGUAAAAGCUGGUUCUUAAUAAAAUGUUAAAAUCUCACUUAA
Carassius auratus (goldfish) is the source of this 4338-nucleotide messenger RNA. RefSeq names its product elastin microfibril interfacer 3a (gene emilin3a). The transcript has 4 exons. Gene Ontology annotation, cellular component: extracellular matrix. The record is from RefSeq and is a predicted model, not a curated record. Lineage: Eukaryota; Metazoa; Chordata; Actinopteri; Cypriniformes; Cyprinidae. The coding region runs from base 817 to 3909 and encodes 1030 amino acids. Gene Ontology annotation, molecular function: protein binding.